AUGUUCAACCAGCAUUUUAAACGUGAACGAAGGGAAGCAGCCAUCAGCACUUCCCUGGUUACUAAACUGAAGGAGGCAGUGCAAAGUGUCUUACAGCCUGGGGGUAGUUAUGGUGUGCAAAAUUAUAGUACUGGAUCUCUUGGACCAAUUAUUGGUCAUUCAGACAAUACAAAUGCCCUAUGCAAUGUGUUGGAAGCAAUACUUAUUCAUGGAUUGCGUGAUUCCCUGGGUGAACGAAUGUCUACAUUUCUGGGAUCUGAUCCGGACCGGAUGCCUGUUCCAAAUUUUUGGCCCAUUAUACUGAUCAUUAGCCAUAGAGACUUAAUUGAGCAGGUGAGCGGGCUAUCGUUCAUCAGUAGUGAAGUGGGAAGAAGUCGAGCAUGGGUACGUCUGGCUAUAAAUCAAGGUCAAAUCUGUAGCUACAUCAGCGUGCUUCUUCAUGAUGCUCAUACUCUCAAGGACUAUUACAGAACAACAGCCUUUUUGCGUGAUCAAGAACGCUCAGACAUCAUGUUGAGAGUUCUUCAGCCUGUAUCUUCAUUGACUUUCAAUUUGGCAACCAAUGCUGCUGUGCUCAACACUUGGACACAGACACCGUUGGUACUAGCUGGACUCUGGGCACCAAGCGUGCAGGCUGUAGUGUCAGACCCUGUUUUGGCAGCAACAGACGUAGCCAGCACAGUUUAUGAUGAACAGUCUGCACAUGUGAAUACUAACAUUAUUGGAACACCAAUAAGUGAUCAGAUGUUUGAUAUGAUCAUUGGAGGAACACCAGAAACAAGUUUUAUAAAUGAUUAUAUGGAAAAUCACAAAACAAUGGGAUUGGAAGAACCUGAAGAUGUUCCCACUCCCUGUGAAAUUAAUUCUAAUAAUAUAGAGGUGUUCGAAACAAAUGAUAAGGCUAAGUUAAUGGCACCAAGUGAAGACGAAUCUAAAUUAAAUGAUCAUAGAAAUUCAGAAAGCAUCUUGAGUGUUGAAAGUUUAAUAGAUCAGAAAAAUCAAUUUGAAAAUUCUGUUUCUAGUACAUUAAGUAACAGAAUAUAUAUGAGAGAAUGGAGUGAUGAUUCCUUCUCUCACAGUAUAAAUGAAGGAGCACCGGAGUAUGAUAGACUUUUUUCAGACUUUGGUUCAGUUACCCCAUUUGCUCUGGUGCCAGAAUUACCAAGACCUGUAGUAGAUCCUUUGUCACCAUCUACUUCAACUCCAAGUGUUGAAAUAUCGAAUGAGUCAUCACUCUCUGAUAUUGCUGAAAAGCUGAACUAUGAAAUUCUGCCACAACAGCUACCCAGUCAAAAGGAAACCAUUCGCCUCUUACCUCUACUGACACGUCUGACGAGUGAGGAAGGUCUGGACUCCCAGCAGUACCAGUGCCACAAGUGUAAAUCAUAUAUUGGAAUGAUUUAUGGUAAACCGAGAGUGUGCAAUUAUGACUCAAGAUAUUACUGCUAUGAGUGCCAUGAGGAUGAGGCUGCUCUGAUCCCUGCUCGCAUUGUGCAUAAUUGGGAUUUUAGUGUACAUCCCGUGUGCACUGCCAAUGCCCACUGGUUAUCUGCCAUUCACCAUCAACCACUUAUUGACCUUCGGACAGUCAACCCUAAGCUCUAUUGCCAUGUGGAUGAUUUAGCUGAAAUGCAGAUGCUGCGAACUCAGUUAUUGUAUGUCCGGGCAUAUUUGUUCACUUGUAGAUCAGAUGUUGGGGAACAAUUGCGGAAGAUGCUGUGGCCAAGGGAGCAUAUGUAUGAACAUGUUCACCUAUACUCAGUUGCUGAUUUACAACUGGUGGCAACGGGUCAGCUCAUGCCCAGAGUAAGACAAGCUGUCACUUUUGGUCGUGAUCAUAUAGGUCAGUGUGAGGUGUGCUCUCCUCGUGGCUUUAUCUGCGAACUUUGCACAGAUAAUGAAAUCAUCUAUCCAUUCCAGCUUGGUAAUACUUACACAUGUGGUGCUUGCUAUGGGGUGUAUCAUGCCAUCUGUGCUGGCAGACAGAGGGAGUGUCCUCGGUGUGUCAGGCGAGCGGCGAGAAGACAGAGAAGUCAAAGCUAACCUAAUGAGUACAGUAUAUGAAAGAAAGUGAAUAUUUUAGUUGGUAUUUGGGUUGAAACUUGCUUCAACAGUGUGUGUUGCUGUGUAUAAGGUGCCCCUAAAAGGAAUAAAUUUCAUUCCUGGUAACUAUAGAUUUUGAAAUGUAAUUGCACGUGGUAAGCUCUGAAUAUAUAUUGGGAAAAUCAACGUAAUUAUCUUUCAACUAGAAAUUGAGAAAGGAUUUUUAAACAAUUAUAUUCAAACAAAUACUAGUGAUUUUGUGAUUAAUAACUUGUGAGGAUUGUGCCUUCUACCCUUAGAUGUAAAUGUGAAUUUUCAUUAUAUUUUAAACAUGUGUAUAAGUACUGUACUAAUUUUUUAUUUCCCCCUACUGUACACAUCAUUAUGCUGUGAAUUUUUUAAUUCACUGCAUAAUGGUUUUUUUAAUUUUUACGUUGUAUCAAUUUUAUAUACAUUUGCUUAAAUUUAAUCAUAUUACUCUCAAAAUAAUAAUUGAAAUUUUCAGUAGAAUAUAUAGGGAAUAUAAGGGCUUGUAAUUAAUUAUGCAUAUAAGAAAAUGAUCACCAGCAUCUCCUUGUAUAUUUGUUACUGUGUAUGUGAUUAAUACAAUAAAUGUAGAUUAUGAUACAUCAAA
Procambarus clarkii (red swamp crayfish) is the source of this 2677-nucleotide messenger RNA. RefSeq names its product Pleckstrin homology and RUN domain containing M1 (gene Plekhm1). The record is from RefSeq and is a predicted model, not a curated record. Lineage: Eukaryota; Metazoa; Arthropoda; Malacostraca; Decapoda; Cambaridae.